Tricharina praecox is the source of this 1200-nucleotide messenger RNA. RefSeq lists its product as uncharacterized. NCBI's taxonomy places the organism in Eukaryota, Fungi, Ascomycota, Pezizomycetes, Pezizales, Pyronemataceae. Gene Ontology annotation, molecular function: ubiquitin binding. Bases 1 to 1200 code for a protein of 399 amino acids. The transcript has 6 exons. Gene Ontology annotation, biological process: autophagosome assembly; proteasome-mediated ubiquitin-dependent protein catabolic process; nuclear membrane reassembly. The record is from RefSeq and is a predicted model, not a curated record. Gene Ontology annotation, cellular component: cytosol; nucleus.
AUGGCCGACAACGAGGAGCUCAUCGUGAGCUUCUGCGCCAUCACUGGAGCUGAUCCAGAUAUGGCCCGUCACUUUCUCGAAGCCUCAAACUGGAACCUGCAGAUCGCGACUUCGAACUACUACGAGCCCAAUGAAGCUGGACAGGACGCGAUGGAAGAAGACGACGAAGAUGAGGAGCUUCACCGCUCGCAUGCUGCUGCGUCAGCACCUUCGUCCUCAUCGGCUGCGUCGAGACCGAAGCCUAAACAGAGCUCUGGCUCCGGUGCAAAGAUUCGGACCCUCGGAGAUUUGAGUGCCCGCGAUGAUGACGAGGAUGAGGAAGAUGAAGGACCCAAGAAGCGCGAUUUGUUCGCUGGUGGAGAAAAAUCCGGCCUUGCGGUUCAGGAUCCCAGCAACCAGGGCGGCGGAAGAGCCGGUGUCGAUUUGAUUCAAGAUAUCCUAAAGCGUGCUGCGGAAGGUGGACAGCGUCGUAGACAGGAGGAAGAAGAACCCGGUCCACGCCCCCGAUUCUCUGGCUCCGGCCACACCCUCGGAAGUGAUGCCAACGAAUCCGUUACCAUCCCCGAUCCCGUCGCUGCUAUGCCGGCUCCUCGUGCGCCUGUCACUCGCACCCUUACCUUCUGGCGCGACGGAUUCAGUGUUGAGGACGGACCCUUGAUGCGCUACGACGACCCCGCAAACCGCGAGAUCCUGCAGGCUAUCGAGAGCGGCCGCGCCCCUCUGAGCUUGAUGAAUGUUGAGCCUGGCCAGCCCGCUGAUGUCAACGUCUUCAAGCGCUUGGAUGAGGAUUAUGUCGCGCCGAAGAAGAAGUUUGUGCCGUUUAGCGGUCAGGGACAGAGAUUGGGCUCCGUGACUCCCGGUGAGCCAUCUCGUGCUGCUGCUCCUGCUCCUGCUCCAGUUGCCGCUCCGGCCGCUGCCGCCGCCCAGCCAACCGCUCCCAGCGUCAAUGUCGAUGCGUCUACUCCCAGCACGAGCAUUCAGAUUAGGCUUGCCGAUGGAACGAGGUUGGUCUCGAGGUUCAACCACCACCACACUGUUGGAGACCUGUAUUCGUUCGUCAACGCGUCGAAUGCUGGCAGUCGGAGUAGGGACUACAUCCUGCAGACCACGUUUCCCAACAAGGAGCUCAAGGACCACGGUCAGAGCGUCAAGGAUGCUGGUCUGAUCAACGCAGUUGUUGUUCAGAAGUGGGCUUCUUAA